AUGAGUGCCCGUCAAAUAAAGAGGCUACAAGCAUUACAGGAAGAGCGCGAAAAGGAGAGUGUUGCUUCACUGGAAAUUGAUGCAGAAUCAGAUGAGGAAGAAGACCAACAAGUCAAUGCCAAACCCAAAGUGAACUUAUUUGCCUUGUUGGGUGAUGAAGAAGAAGAUGAUGAUGAUGAUGAUGAAGAUAGCGAUAAAGCAGAAGCAGAAGCAGAAGCAGAAAAAAUUCCUGAACCAGAAAUAGAAGAAGAAUCGGUAGAAACGUCAGAAAUCAAACAGCCUUUGGAAGUGAAAGAAACACUAACUCCGGUGGUCGAUAGUGAAACAGAAGAUGUAUUUGAAGAUGCCAAGGAGGAGCAACCAAAACCAAAGAAGAAAAAUAAAAAGAAGAAGAAGAAGUCAAAGAAGAAGAAGAAUUCCCUGGAUACUGCUAAAUUGGUUACUCUAGAAGAUGCUGAUGAUGAUGACGAGUUUGAAACAUUUGGGAUUAAAGCCCUGAUUACCAACAAAGCGACAACUGCCGAAAUAAUUGACCCAACUUUUUCCAAUUUUUCUCUCAAUGAUUUCAAAGACUCGCUUUCCUAUUUGGAAUUCAACGUCCGUGAUUUGGACCCAGAUAAUGAAUAUAAGCAACUUUUCGGUCACAUUUCCGCAAAAGUUUUAAAUGAAGCGGACUCCACAACAUCCAGCUUUGUCAGUCCUGAAAUGUUGAACCAGAUUAAAACGCUUUCAAAAAGAAUUCCUGGAUGGGGUGGAAGAGACCGCAGGGGAAUUCCAGGAAGUACUCGUAAACUCACGUUGACCAAGAUCAGAGAUGAUUGGAUCCCCACCCGUCAAAAGAAUAUCACCAUGAAAGAAUUAAGUACCAAUGAAGUCAUUAGUUUCAAUACUUUGAAAAAUGAAUCAGAAUAUGUCGAUCUCCAGUUCUUGCGUGAAGAAUGCUUUGCAGAAUUCAAUACGGGUAUUCGUUAUUUCAAUUUUGUAAAUAAUAUCAACGAAACCCUCGUGAAUAGUCAAUUCCUUUUAUCGGUGGUGAUCCGUCCGGAUCAUGAGUUCCUCAUAAAGCUUAUCCAGCAACACCCAUACCAUGUGGAAUCCAUCCUUCAAGUAUCGAACAUCUUGGUUCGUCAAGGCGAUCGUUCCAAUAAUAGUGGGUUGGUGGAACGGGCUUUGUUUGUGUUCGAUAGAGCACUUAAGGCAAACUUCAAUCUUGGCUCUGGUCUUUGCCGUUUACCAUUUGAAGGGUUUUUAAACCGUCAAUUUUACCUUGCGAUAUUCAAGUAUAUUGCAGUAUUGACGCAAAAGGGUACUUUCGCCACCAGUCUUGCAUUCACAAAAUUGUUAUGGUCUUUUGCCCCUGCUGAAGACCCGUAUGGCGUUCGUUAUUUUAUUGAUUUCUACUGUGUCAUGUCAGGAAACUAUCAAUACCUUAUUGGCUUGUGCUCUAGUCCAUUAAUCACUCGCUAUAGAUCGUGGCUCACCCCUGGGCUUGCCUACUCUUUGGGGCUUGCGUAUCGGAAACUAGGAAAACUUGAAGAAGCUCAAGACGCUGUGGCUAAAGCAUUUGCUAUGUAUCCAUACCUUGCUUUGGAACUCUUGGAAACCGUUUGCAAACAACCACUUUCCACGCUAAAUGCGGUACCUACUGCUUUGAUUAAUGAGAUUUACAGAACCCACGUCUCUGACGCCAUAAAACUUGCUAACCAAACCUAUUUGGUCCGGGCACCAGGGAUGUGGAAGUCUCGUGAAGACAUUGACUUCUUAGGAACUGAGCUUUUGAAACAUAUAACAAACCAGGAUUCAGUAUCAAAGCUCCAAGGUAUCAAAGAUUUACAGAGCAGUGGAUACGAGAGCAUCCCAAGAAACUUGCUUCGAUACGCAAUUUUGUCAGGGGAAAAUGGAUUAAUGGCCAAAAUUCCUGCUGCUUUUUGGAACGACACUCUGGUGUAUGAGUAUGAUGCCUUACCACCACAAAAUAAGGCGGCAGAAACGUUUGAGUCAAUGAUCGAUGAUAAUUUCAUUUCCGAGGCGUUGUUGCAAGAAUCUCAACAGGAUAUGAUUGAUCGAUUAGAAGCUAUGGGCAUUGAAGGGGAAAAUAAUUGA
Molecule: messenger RNA, 2103 nt
Organism: Saccharomycopsis crataegensis
Lineage: Eukaryota; Fungi; Ascomycota; Saccharomycetes; Ascoideales; Saccharomycopsidaceae
Gene: RQC1
Product: Rqc1p
Exons: 1
Coding region: 1-2103 (700 amino acids)
Biological process (GO): rescue of stalled cytosolic ribosome; ribosome-associated ubiquitin-dependent protein catabolic process
Cellular component (GO): RQC complex
Molecular function (GO): protein binding
Source: RefSeq, a predicted model, not a curated record